CGACUCUGCCGCCUGAUCUGUGUGUGCAAAAGUGUGUGUAUUUGAAGUGUAAAAUGUAACUGUUAGCUGACAUACCGCACACACACACACAAACAAACUAUAGCAAACAUAAAUAAAAGAACAUAUAGUAUAAGGCACGUCUCCAGCAAACUGAAGCAACAGUCCAAGCAACGGAUCGAGUCUCAGACCAAGCCAUAACCCACAGCCCGCAUCUUGUUGUUGUCGGUGCGAUGUCUUCGAUGAAAUCGACUUAUCUGAUCUGUGUUACUUCGAGUGCAGCAUCAAGAACGUAAAUCAUAGUUUUCAGAUAAUCACACCCACCCGUUCGCUGGUGCUGUGCGCCGAUUCCCGCCGCGACAUGGAGGACUGGCUGGGCUCCUUGAAAACGGCCACAACGCCGCAACGGCCUCGUGGCGAUAGUUUUCUAAUCGAUCAGCACGACAUACUGUCCAACCACCAUCACUGGUAUGCCACUUCACACGCACGACCCACCUACUGCAAUGUGUGUCGGGACGCCCUCUCGGGAGUCACCUCGCACGGUCUUAGUUGUGAGGUUUGCAAGUGUAAGGUGCACAAGAGAUGUGCGGCGAAGGCCAUAGCCAACUGCAAGUGGACAACGCUGGCCACCGUGGGCAAGGAUAUCAUAGAGCAGCCCGACGGCAGCAUCAUAAUGCCGCAUCAAUGGAUGGAGGGCAAUCUUCCCGUUUCAGCAGUGUGUGGCGUUUGCAAAAAAACCUGCGGAUCUGUGCUGCGCCUGCAAGACUGGCGUUGUCUGUGGUGCCGGGCCACAGUUCAUGUGGCCUGUCGGCCUCAAAUGGCCGUGGCGUGUCCUAUUGGGCCGGCUAAGUUGUCUGUAGUGCCACCCACCAGUGUGCAUUCGAUCAGCAAUGAUGAUGCUUGGGAUGUGGUCAGCCCUAAAGGAAACUUCUCGCCACUGCUCGUCUUCGUCAAUUCCAAGUCUGGCGAUAAUCAGGGUGUCAAGUUUUUGCGUCGCUUUAAGCAGCUGUUGAAUCCGGCGCAGGUUUUUGAUCUUAUAUCGACGGGACCCAGCCUGGGCUUGCGUCUCUUUCGCCACUUCGAGAUGUUUCGCAUACUCGUCUGCUCUGGCGAUGGCUCCGUUGGCUGGGUCCUAAGCGAAAUCGAUCGAUUUAACAUGCACAAACAAUGCCAAGUGGCGGUUAUGCCAUUGGGUACUGGUAACGAUUUGGCACGCGUGCUGGGCUGGGGCUCCUCCUGUGACGAUGACACACACCUCCCUCAAAUACUCGAACGCUAUGAAUCGGCCAGCACCAAAAUGCUGGAUCGCUGGAGCAUUAUGGUCUUUGAGAAGGCAAUUUCUGUGCCGAAAAUCCCAAAAAUGUCAAUAACAACGGAACAGGAAGCUUUGCUCACUGGCAUGGUGACCUCGGCAAAUCAUCAUCUUCGCUUCAUUGUGGAAACAAAUGACACUCAGACCCUGAUAUCAUCCACCCGCACCCUGUGCGAUACAAUCGACGAGCUAGUCAUGCGCAUUUCGGAGCAUCACAAGGAGGACGAGCAGUUAGCCAUCAAGUGUGACAUAUUGCGUCAAAAGUUGAGUAUGCUGCUUGAUGCCCUGAAGGAGGAAGAGACCGGUGCCCACAGUGGCGAUGAUCUGAUUGCCACAAUAAGCAGUCUGAUUGCGCGAAGUAUGUCGACAACGCUGAACUCAAGCCCAUCGCUGCUAAACCCCAACAUAUCAAUUGAGAAAAACGAAAAGGACCACAUCAAUACCAAAGAGCGUCGGAACAGCCGCUCUCUGCGCUCCACUGAGAAGGAGGCCCUGCAGUGCCGAGCAAAUAGCGUUAAGCGCGCCAUUUACAAUGUAGUCGAACAUUCAGAACCGGGUCGACCAAAGCGCUAUCAACGCAAACUCUCCAUUACACCGUUUGAGGCUCUGAAGCUGCCGGUUAACAACUCCAGCGAAUCUACACCGUGCAGUUCCCCAUUGCCUAUUAUACCUCCCAUUAAUAUCAUCUCUCCAACCAUGGAAACGUCUCGCUUAACCUGCAUAUCACCAUUACCGGAAACGAGACGCGAUUCUGUGGAUGAGAACUUCUUCAAUUCGAUCAAUCUGCCGGCUCCUCGACAGUUUGCCGACAGCCGACGCAGCUCGGGCGUACCAGAAGUCAUACAGGAGAUGGAAGAGGGCGCCAAUGGUGAGACCAUCUACCGCAUGGGUCGCCUUUCGCUCAGUGGUGGAGCCAACAUUGAUGAUUUCGGCAAUCGUUUGUCGCCUGGAAGCGAGGGCGAAUUGAACGCGGACACUGGCGAACGCAAAGUGGACUUUCUACGCGUUCCCAUAAUUACUGGCGAGCCCAUUGUGGACCCUCUAUCCGAUUAUCGACCCAUCGAAGUAUUUGAACGCACCUUCUAUAUGACUCGUGAGCUGGAUAAGGAGCGAAAGUCGGGAGCAGAGGCAGGAAGCGAUGGCAACAGCCUGAUCGAAGUCGAGGAGAAAGAGGACAACACGAUGACGGAGAAGUGUACGCCACAACGAGCAGCGGCACUAUCAAGCAAUCUGCAGGUACCCGGCAUUGUCGUAACCCCCAACAACCCCCCAAAUGUGUACUCAAGCGCUAGCCUAACCAUUAUCGAUACCGAUGCACUUAACAACACUCAGGAGCAGUCCUCAUCGGAUGACGUGCCAGGCGAGGCGAGCGAUGUGCUUUCGGCCAUUAGCAACGAGGAGUGCAGUGUGGCCUCCGAAAUAUUCGAUAAGCACGAGGCAGCUCAGACUUUGGGCGAUAUAAUACAGAACCUAGAUGCGAGCAACUUCACACACAUCGAUUCCCCCGAAACUAGUGACGAAACGGAGGCCAUGCCAGGUGAAAGCCUCAUGGAUGACAUCAGUUCCGUACUCGGGCACGAUAUCACCAAUGCGCUGCAGGACAACACCAUUACCGAUGAUACGACUACACUAUGCUCCGAGCACGUUGGUCCAGUAAAGCCGUCACGCAAGAAAUCCCUGAGCGCCCUGACCCACACCCAUACGCAUCCGCGCAGGCGUAACUCAUCGCCACCGCGAAUGGCAAGACUCGCUCGCAUGGAUAGUGAUGACAAUCCUCAGCAAUUUGGUUUCGAAAAUAUUGUCUUCGAGAUUGAUAAUCGAUGUGAUGAUCAGAAGAUUCGUGAGCCUCCGCGAUACUGCAGCCUGGCGCAGUUCGUGGAAGGUAACGAUAUUGCACGACAAAGUUUCAAGCGUCCCAAAAAGCGCGUCUCUCUCAAAAAACUUAAACAAACUACAACAAUCGUAUCUCAACAGCAGCUUUUGCUCGAAAGCGCCAACCUUGACGAUGAAGCUGCGCCCAAUAAGGCGACUCUAACUAGCGCCAAUUUGACUACGACUAACGAGGAUGAACUGUCCACACAAUCAGCGAUUAAAAUUGAAAUACACGAUGUUGAAACAACAACACACACCACAACAACAACAACAAAGACGACACACAAACUCGAAUCGGCAAUGGCCUCAUCAACAUCGCCAACGAAGAAAUCUGGUCACGGACAAGAUGUAAAGCGCAUAACAUUUGAUGAGUCGUGUAAGAAAGAAUCCUUUGAUGAUGUAAAUCCCAACUAUCCACAGAUAAGUGUUGUUGUACGUCCGCCAACACCGUUGCGCGGUGACUCAGUCAAAGCGUCAGCGGCGAUCUCGUCAGCGUCGCUAACCGCGUCGUCGGCAUUGCUCGGCGUACGUGGCCUAAACGCUUCGGAGAUACGACGCCACUCGAGCCAUGCGCCCAGCUUGUCGGUGCGUGAAUUUGACAAGGACAAGGAUCGUCGGCACUCCGGCUUUAAUCCAAAUCUAUUGACAUUGGAUCCGGAGCAUGCGCGUUUCCUUAGCAGUUCACCGGCAGCUAGUCGUAGAAUUAGCUGUGGCAGUCUCUUCAAGCCGAAUGAAGCUUUGCCCAAUUUACAAACACUUAAGGGUUCCAAGUCGAGCCUCUUUAUGGGGUCUACACUCUUCGGCUUCGAUCACUUCGGCACUGCCGAUAAGGAUGACAAGUCCGGCAAGGAGAAGGACAAAACACCACCAGAGGAGUGCAAUCGCAAGCUACCGAUUAUCAAUCCGCUCGUGCGGUUGCCCAAUUGGCCCAAUCUCACCAAUGGCACUGGAUUUAUUUCCAAGUGUUUGCUCGCCAAUGCGGACACUCUAUGCGCUGCAGUUAGUCCGCUCAUGGAUCCCGAUGAGACGCUGCUUGCGGGUUACCAUGAGAAGUGCGUGAUGAAUAACUAUUUCGGUAUUGGCAUCGAUGCCAAAAUCUCGCUGGACUUCCACAACAAGCGGGAGGAGCAUCCAGAGAAGUGUCGCUCACGUGCCCGCAAUUAUAUGUGGUAUGGUGUGCUGGGCUCGAAGCAGCUCCUACAAAAGACCUGCAAAAAUCUGGAGCAGCGUGUGCAGCUGGAGUGUGAUGGACAGCGCAUUCCAUUGCCCGAACUUCAGGGUAUUGUCAUCUUAAAUAUACCCAGCUUCAUGGGCGGCACCAACUUUUGGGGUAACACCAAGAAGGACGACAUCUUCCUCCCACCCAGCUUCGAUGAUCGCGUUUUGGAAGUUGUGGCCGUCUUUGGAUCGGUACAAAUGGCCGCCUCUCGCCUCAUUAAUCUGCAACAUCAUCGCAUUGCUCAAUGUCAGAGCGUACAGAUUAAUAUUCUUGGCGAUGAGGAGAUACCCAUACAGGUGGAUGGUGAGGCCUGGCUACAACCACCCGGCAUGAUACGCAUUUUGCACAAGAAUCGUGUCCAGAUGCUGUGUCGUAACCGCAGUUUGGAGGUAUCCUUGAAGAGCUGGCAAGAGAAACAACGUCAGCACAGCAUUUCCAUUCAACGUGACGCCUCGUCGACUGCCUCGGAACAUGCCACCUCUACCGAUGAAGUCAUUUCGGAGCGUGAGUGCUAUGUGCUGCUCAAUUUCAUUGAGGCUGUCAGCUCUUUGGUGAAAUGGGUCAAGUUCUUGAUCAUAUCCCAUCCGGCACUGCAACACGAUCUUUACGAGGUAGCCUGCCGUGCCAGUGAGGCCCUGGAGUCUAUACAUCCCCAGGGCAAGCUGCUGGAAGGUCCCUCGUUGCGCACCAAGCUGGUGGAGGUCAUCGAUUCGUCGCGUCAGCUUUAUGACGAUGCUUGUACUUUGCUCAGAGAUCGUGGACACAGUCUCAUAUUGCGUGAGGAUCUGGAAACUAAAUUGAGUGCAGCAUUGGCCAACAUGGAAAUGGAGCUGAAGAAAUGUUCCGUUCAAAAGUGCAUCGAUGGCAAGCUGCGUGCCUACUUUAAUGUCCUGGCACCCAAUGAAGAGUCCGAUGGUCGCCGGAAAUCCCGUCUCUUCUGGGUACGUCUACGCUCAGGCUCUACCGCCGGUCAACAACAGUUCAAGCCACCGCUCACCAACACGCGUGAGGCUGCCAAUAACUGGAGCGUCAAUGAGGUGGUCACCUGGCUGGAGACUAUGCAGCUAUCCGAAUAUGUGGAUAGCUUCCUAAAGAACGAUAUUCGUGGCAAGGAGCUGUUGACACUAGGCCGGCGAGAUUUGAAGGACUUGGGCGUUGUAAAAGUAGGUCAUGUGAAGCGCAUCCUGCAGGCUAUUAAGGAUUUGAGCGAGAACUAAAUCGAACCCAACUAUGCCACUACAAUCAAAAUUGUUCCUGUUUUGUGAGAGGGGAGGGAAGUAGAGAGAGGGGGAAAGUGUAGGGGAGAUUGUUUAAUGAACUACCGGCUAGUACAAAAAUCAGUCUUCGAAAGCCGCUCUUAGAGUUUGUUGUGCUUGGGAUAUGUUAAGGCAUUUUGUGUGGCUGUUUAGUGUUGUAAGCGAACAGUAAGAGUGUUAGUUUUUUUAUGGGAAAAAUGCAUAACACAAUCACUAUUUAUAGGCUAGCUUAGCUAACGAAAACAAAAUUAACAAAACAAACUGAAAUCGGGUGGGAAUAAUUGAGUGAACGCGCCUAACUCUAAAGCUCGAUUUUAGGAGCGGGGCUAACGAACAAAAAUCUCUUUAAUUAUUUCAAAACUAUUUAAAUUAUAAAUGAUUUCGUUUCAAGAGAAAGAAAACGAAGAUUAUUUCAAAACUAUUUAAAUUAUAAAUGAUUUCGUUUCAAGAGAAAGAAAACGAAAACAGCUAUUUAGUUAAAAGAGACUUGCCUAUCAUUUUCUGAUCUAGUCAUGUAAGCGCAAAUAACUGAAUUUCAUUUUUGGAUUUGUCAAAAGCAAAAUUAUUGAAUUGGCAGCAAAACGAAUUUAAAUGUAGUGGCACAUGCAAAACCAAAAGGAUAUUAAUUAACAGCAAACCCAACAACUAGUUUUUAAGAAAGCAAGCAGCGUUUAAGAUCCCAUUUACGCUUAACUCUUUUUCAAAUUCGAAAAUCGAUUAGGAAAAUGACUCGUUUAUACCUUUAGACCCAAACAAAAAACAUUCUAAAUUAAUAAGCAAUUUAAUUUUUAUAAUUGUAAACCCAAAAGACAAAUAUCUAUUUUAAAACCAAUCUCGACAUAUUAUUGUAUUAUUAAUUAUACCUUCUCUAAGCUAUAUACAUACUAUACAUACAUGCAUACAUAAAUCGUGUAAAUGUUUCCCAACAUUGUUGUGUCGAACCCAUGCUAACAUUAUACUCGUAAUUGUAACAAAGAAAAGUCUGUUUGAUGUGUCAUUUUUUGUGGUAACCAAAAAUUAAGAUAAAAAAAAACCAAAAGCAAAUGAAAUUCGUUUAUUUAUAAUGUACAUGGAAUUUAGUUACUAAAUUUAAAGCGUUUUUUUCGUCAUAAGUUUAGGUCCUAGGGCAAGUACCAGUAAGUGCGGAGCACUUCGGUUCGGUGCGGUGCGCCAGUGUUUCCGUUAGUUUGGUAUGUAUUUCAAAAUUUAGCUAGAUUGUAAAACUCGGAUUAAAUUUGUGUGUUGAAGACCUUUUGGUAUACCUUUUAAUUGUUUGGUGAAGCAAAGCAAGCAACUUUUAUCAAAAAUGUAAGAAAUGAAAAACCCAACAUUCGAAUUAAGAGAAUUGUGCUAAAUUUUUAUAGUUACCUAUUUUCGAUUAGCAAAAGUAUAUACAUACAUAUUUACAUAUAUAUUAUACUAUAUAUAUACAUAUAUAUAUAUGGCUGCAUAUACAUCGUACACCAUGUCUGUGUGAGAAAACCAAGAAUACCUUUAUUUUAGUUUUUCUAAAGUAAGUCGUUUCCAAAUGUUUGCUCAAGUUGUCUCCAGUUGAGCGAGUUUUUGAAACGAAUAAUUCUAACUAAUAAUAAACAAUAACAAAUCUCUUGAGCGACGUCUAUAAAUUAUAUUUUUUGAUAUAUAAGUAUAAAUGGGCCCAGACCAACUCGAUUGAUUUGUUGUAAACCUUUGCAAUAUAAUUUCAAGUAAUACCUACAACAACACUCUCAAGCUGCACAUUUCUUUAAGUGUGUUGAAUAAAUACAAUUUUUGAGAUAUAUUUGUGAAAUAUCUGAACUAUUUAC
This is a messenger RNA of Scaptodrosophila lebanonensis, 7461 nucleotides long. Its product is annotated as diacylglycerol kinase eta. The record is from RefSeq and is a predicted model, not a curated record. Gene Ontology annotation, molecular function: ATP-dependent diacylglycerol kinase activity; protein binding. Gene Ontology annotation, biological process: lipid phosphorylation; diacylglycerol metabolic process; intracellular signal transduction. The transcript has 11 exons. The coding region runs from base 359 to 5617 and encodes 1752 amino acids. NCBI's taxonomy places the organism in Eukaryota, Metazoa, Arthropoda, Insecta, Diptera, Drosophilidae.